AUGGAGAAGGACAAGCAGGAACUCCUCGUGGCCGCAAAGGCUUUCGCUGCCGACAAUGUCGACCUAUACGAACUUCUCGGGCUGGAAGACAAGACAGUCACAGAGCAGUCUGUGAUCCAGCGAGCAUGGCGAAAGGCAUCCAUGCACGCGCAUCCCGACAAGGCGCGCGAAUCCUUUUCCAAAGACGUAUGGGAGCGCUACGGCCUCGCGCGCGACGUCCUAAUAGACGAGGACGCGCGAGCGACAUAUCAGAAAUCCCGCGCCGCGGCGGCGCAGCGUAAACUCCAGACCGAAGCCCUGUCAGCGAAGAGGCGGCGCCUGAAGGAUGAGCUUGAGGAGGCAGAGCGCGGGGCAAAGCGCAUGAAAGAAGACGAUAUCGCGCGCCAGGCAGAGCUUGAGCGUGAGAGAGUGGCAUCUGCUGCGAAGGGUCGAGCCUACAUGGAAGAACGCAAGCGACAACUAGCAGAGGCAGAGGCCCGCGAGAAAGAUAGAGAGAAGCAGAAGGAAGAAAAUCUGGACGAUAAGAUCCGUGAACUUGAAAGGCGCCUCGAAGAGAAGGCUCGAAAGAAGGCCGAGAAGAAGGCACGCAAAAAUGGUCUUCCGGUUGUACCUCAACAAUCAGAUGCUACUAAGACCGCUGAACCAUCACCCAAAGCUUCAGAAAGUGUUCCUCCACCACCACCACAAAACCCACGAGCGGAUCCCCUAAUACCUACCGACCAGAACGGCGCCGCGGCCCCAGCAGCCGUACCCAAGCCUAACUGGAAAACCACGAUGGAAAGAUUGAAAGCGGCUGAAGCUGCACGUCAGGAGCGGAAACGUAGAGAGGUGGAGCCGGCAGAGGCGCCAAAGGUAGUUUCUUAG
Messenger RNA from Phaeoacremonium minimum UCRPA7, 864 nucleotides. RefSeq lists its product as hypothetical. The transcript has a single exon. Gene Ontology annotation, cellular component: spliceosomal complex. Gene Ontology annotation, biological process: spliceosomal complex disassembly. Lineage: Eukaryota; Fungi; Ascomycota; Sordariomycetes; Togniniales; Togniniaceae. Bases 1 to 864 code for a protein of 287 amino acids. The record is from RefSeq and is a predicted model, not a curated record.